AUGUCAACCCGCUGGGACCGUGAUCGGAUGGAGUACGAGGCCGCCCGCGCAGAGCGUGGCCGCUUCGAAGACAGAGACAGAUAUCAAAUGCGCGGCGGGAACGGCCGCGAUCACUCAGACGAGCGCUACGACCGUCGCUAUCACAGAGGGUACAACGACGAUGUUGUACGAGAUCGCAGAUACUAUGGCGAAGAGCCGCCAUAUCCCCCCCGUCGCGAACAGCCACCGCCUCGCCCAGACUAUGACCGCCGCCCACCAGUAAUGGAGAGAGAGAGAGAGCCCGAGAGGGAUUACCCCUCUCGCCGCCCAGCGUUCCUCCGCCGCCAAUCAUCUUUGGAUACUUUCGACCGCCAUCCUUUGCGCUUCUAUGAUCGAGAGGAAUAUCCGCCCCCGGCCCGUAGGGAGGACAUCCAUCGAGACCGAGAUGCACACUACCGAGCUCCUCCCUACACAGACAUUCCCCUCCCCAAGACUCGAAGCAAGGCUCUCCCCCCACCCAGGAGGUACAACGAUCAAUACUACAAUGACAUCAAAAUUGCCGAGCCCGACUACUUCGGAGACGAGGAUUUCCGUCCUUACCCGGAUCAGAGAGUUCAUGAGCGAGAGAUGGUACGGCAUCGCAAGCGACGAGACAGCUUCGACUCCUCUUCAAGGUCGACUCGUACCCGGACCCGACGCGGCAGUUCCCCUUCAUCCGCCACCAGUAGCCGGUCUUCCAGCAGCAGCGGAGGCACCACCAUCAAAAGCGAGUAUCCUAAGAAGGGAAAGACCCGCAUCCCCGCUCGGUUGGUAUCAAAGCGUGCUCUCAUCGAUCUUGGAUACCCAUUCCUUGAGGAGGGUAAUACUGUUAUUGUCCAGAAAGCCCUUGGACAAGCAAACAUUGAUGAGCUUCUAAAGCUCAGUGAGGACUACAAAAAGAGCGAAAUGGAAGUUGCUGCAGCACGUUCGCUAGCAGGAGAUCUUGCUGAGGAGCGAAAGGCUGAGAAGGCAGCCGAGAAGGCAGCUCUCCCUGCCCCGCCUCCUGUUCCUACCGCCGCUCCUGCUCCGGCUCCAGCUCCAGCUCCCGCCCCUGCUGCUGCUCCUGCUCCUGCUCCUGCGCCAGGUCCCGCCCCUGGUCCAGUUUAUGUUCCUGCGCCAGGUCCGGCUCCUGGUCCAGCUUAUGCUCCAGCCCCUCCCCAGGCUGCAGCCCCGCCACCUGCUGCUACGAGAGCUCCGCCUCCAGCUCCGGCUCCUCCUAGAGCCGCCGCACCAGGUCCUACGGUUGUGCAGGCCCCUGCUCCGGUCAUCAUUGAUGCCUCUCCUCAUCGAUCUCGUUCUACCAGCACAAGCUCCAGCAGCAGCGGCAGCCAUCACCAUCACCACGGGGGCCCUGUGGCUAUCAUCGAUAGAUCCCGUUCGCGAUCCAAGUCCAGGAGCAACCGAGAGAUUCGUGCCGAGAUCCGUGCCCUGGAGCGCGAGCUUGUGCACCGCCCCAGGGACAUUGGGCCAGUAAGAGGAAGGGAGGUCGUUCAUGCUGAACGCCUUCCCGAUGGUCAGCUUGUUGUGUAUGAAGAAGAGGUGGAGAAAGUAAUCCACCACCAUAAGCCUCCUCGCAUUGAGAAGGACAAGAAGGGACCUUCGCCAGGACUCAUGCGAGCAAUGUUUGCUACCCUAACUUAA
Messenger RNA from Clonostachys rhizophaga, 1659 nucleotides. The record is from the annotation of a GenBank genome assembly. NCBI's taxonomy places the organism in Eukaryota, Fungi, Ascomycota, Sordariomycetes, Hypocreales, Bionectriaceae.